Molecule: messenger RNA, 1145 nt
Organism: Wasmannia auropunctata (little fire ant)
Lineage: Eukaryota; Metazoa; Arthropoda; Insecta; Hymenoptera; Formicidae
Gene: Ssb-c31a
Product: activated RNA polymerase II transcriptional coactivator p15
Exons: 5
Coding region: 335-700 (121 amino acids)
Biological process (GO): positive regulation of transcription initiation by RNA polymerase II
Molecular function (GO): DNA binding; transcription coactivator activity
Source: RefSeq, a predicted model, not a curated record
GCACUACUGCGCAUCCGCGAAAUUUCGCUAGCGAAACGAAAACGGAAGAUCGUUGAGAAGCGGUUGAAGCACAAUUAAAGCAGGUUAAGGAUCCAUUUGCCCGAGAAGUGAAUUAGACGUCUGCAAAAAAAUAUGGAUUCGUCAUGUAGAAACACGAUAUGUGACUAAAGUAUAGGUUAUAUUUCUGCAUGGGACUUAUAACGGUCGUGAUUGUUUCAAAAUGUAUAAUUUGAAGCAUUUUUUCUGAAGAUGACGAAUUUAUUUGUGCAUAAUAUUAUCGUGCGUGUCAUGAAAAUGAAAAUUAGCGUGUUUCGUUGCGUUUUUGGAACCGAAGAUGCCAAAGUCAAAAGAAUAUCUGUCCGACACCGAUAGUAGCAGCAGUGAGGAGGACGUAAAAUCAAAGAAGAAGCAAAAGAGGGACAGAGAAGAAGAGAAAGAGCCGAAAGAGGAGAAGAAACCGGCGAAAAAGGCAAAAUCCGAGAAAACAGACGACGAUAAUAUUUGGGACUUGGGUAGCAAUCGCCAAGUGAAUGUGAGGAAUUUCAAAGGCAAAUAUUAUGUCGAUAUCCGGGAGAUGUAUUAUGACAAGGACGGCGAAUUAAAACCUGGGAAAAAAGGAAUAUGCUUAAGUAUGCCACAAUGGCGAAAGUUCAUGGACGUUGUGGAAGAGGUGGAUAAAGUGGCAAAAGAAAAGAGUUAAAGUUUCAAUUCUUACGAAAUGUAAUUCAAACAUGUGUUUUUUUUCCAUUUUACAUUUAUGAUUUUUCCAACGUUAGGAUUUUGAAAGUAUAAUUAUCAUAUUUUUUUAAUGCAGAUUAUAAAUAAUUCUGUGAAAUUCAAGAUUACAUAAAAUGUGAAAGCGUAUUAUUUGGAAAAUGUUCCUAUUUAAGAAAACUAAAUUUUUGUUGUAUAUCAUUUUAUUUGUAACGGAAAAAUAUUUUAUUUGCUAUUUUUUUUAUAUCGAACAAAAUGAUAAAAUUCUGAAAACUAAUGACAUUGAAUCCAGUUUGUUACAAAACUUUGUCAACUUUUUGAAAUCAUAAAUUAUAAUUUAUUGUUUAUUUCUAAUAUACUUUUCAUUUUUUGUAUACCAUGAAGAGUAUGGCAUGUACCGUACUAUUAAAAUAUAGCAGUUCCAAGUAUCA